AUGACCGGAAAUAAACGUUCUUCCGCUGGACUUGAUGAUUUGUCCAAAACUACUAUGUACCGCUCCGAGGUGUGCUCGAAAAUUCUCAAUAAUCCGAAUCUCAUCGACAAAUUCGUACUAAUUAUUUUACCCAAUUACUUUUAUGACUACGAAGCUGUGCAAAGUGAUUUAAUAUCGCAUAAAUUUGGAAUAAUCGCGAAGGAUGUAAAAAAUCUGAAAUCAAAAGAUAUAAUGGCGUGGAAAAGCGCAGAAUUAGAAUCUCAGGAUAUCUGGGAAUUUGCCGAUAAACUGGCUGACGGACCUUCAAUGAUUUUUUUAUGCCAACGGGCGAACGCUUUCGAGGGAAUUGCGGAAAUUGCAAGUUUUCACAAUGAAAUUGCCCAAAGAACAAAUCAUGCAGACGCAUUGUAUUUUUCAAAAAAUACUCUUGCUGCUUAUCAGGAUAUUCAUUUUUUCUUUCCAAAAUACGCCAACGAAAAAGAGGUAAUUGAGCACGCGAAAAACUAUUUGAGCUCUGAAGUCUGGCCGAAACUAAGUGAAGGAUUGGCAAGAGUGGCCGUCGAACGCCCCGAUAAUCCAAUUAAAUGGCUGGCAAACUACCUUGAAUCCAUCCGAUAA
Caenorhabditis bovis is the source of this 618-nucleotide messenger RNA. The record is from the annotation of a GenBank genome assembly. Lineage: Eukaryota; Metazoa; Nematoda; Chromadorea; Rhabditida; Rhabditidae.